Messenger RNA from Dermatophagoides pteronyssinus (European house dust mite), 743 nucleotides. RefSeq names its product ultraviolet-B receptor UVR8-like. The record is from RefSeq and is a predicted model, not a curated record. NCBI's taxonomy places the organism in Eukaryota, Metazoa, Arthropoda, Arachnida, Sarcoptiformes, Pyroglyphidae.
UAUGGCAAACGAACAAUACUUUUCGAUUGAUCUCGACCUGUGAUGAUAAUGAUCGUUUUGAAAUGAUAGCAUGUGGAUGGGAUCAUUUGUUGUUGUUACGACAAGAUGGUACCGUUUUCGCUUUGGGAGGUGAUGGUAAGGGUCAAUUGACCGAUAAUUCAGAGCCAUCAUAUGAUAUUCCCGAGAAUACUGAUUUGAAAAAUGUCGAAAUAAUAGCUUGCGGAAGGGACCAUUGUCUUGCUCUCACAAAUGUGAAGGAACUCUAUUCCUGGGGCCAUAAUACUGAUGGACAGUUAGGUCAAGGAGAUGAAGUUUAUCGAAAAAAACCCACACCUGUUUCUGAUAAUGCGAUUGAUAGUCCAAUCAAAGAUAUUGUGGCCGGUUACGGGCAUUCUUUAUUUUUACUCGAAAAUGGUCAAAUUUUUGGAUGUGGUUAUGGUCAACGCUCUAUGUAUGAUAAUGAACAUGAUGCAAAUGUGCCGACAAAAAUAAUCAUUGAAAAUGUGCAAAAAGUGGCUUGUAAAAAUAAUCACACUUUUUCAUUUUUUUUGGAUCAAUCAUCCCAUUAUUAUGUAUGGGGAGAUUGGGCUGAUGAAAAUGAAGAUGAAGAAAAAAAAGAUGAAGAAUUGCUCCAGCCCAAAAAAUUGGAUGGUCAACUGAAAUCAUUUGUUGCAGCAUCAAUAAUGCAUUACAAAUCACUAAUCACUUAUGGCCUUACAUCAAUCAUCCAUGUAUUGGAAUGA